Messenger RNA from Ascochyta rabiei, 2838 nucleotides. RefSeq lists its product as uncharacterized. Lineage: Eukaryota; Fungi; Ascomycota; Dothideomycetes; Pleosporales; Didymellaceae. The record is from RefSeq and is a predicted model, not a curated record. Gene Ontology annotation, biological process: vesicle-mediated transport. The transcript is spliced from 3 exons. Gene Ontology annotation, cellular component: intracellular membrane-bounded organelle; Mon1-Ccz1 complex. The coding region runs from base 1 to 2838 and encodes 945 amino acids.
AUGAGCUGCAUCGCUCUGGGCCGGCCCAAAAGCCCAACAGGACAGGCAGGACAGGCAGGCAGGCAGUACACCAGCACAGGCAGCACACCCAGCACACCAGCACACCCACCAUACCCAGCACACCAGUACACCCGCCACCAGCACACCCACCACCAGCACACCCACCACCAGCACACCCACCACCAGCACACCCACCACCAGUACACCCACCACCACCACCACCACCACCACCACCACCACCACCACACGGCCAUGGCGUCGGCCGCCGUGCCCAAAGUGGUGCCCGCCCAGCUGUCGUUCCUCGCCAUCUACAACCCCUCCCUCGGCGACUCGGACGAGACGUUCCACCGCCAGGUCGUCUUCUACUACGCCAAAGCCGCAAAGCCACACCCACGGGUCGGCCAUGGAGCCUCGCAGGCGGCAGAGGCCCUGCGCGAGGCCGAGAACGAGAAGCUGCGCCAGGUCGGGCUGGCCCAGGGCAUGGUCGCCUUUGCGCGCUCCUUCUCCGCCGCCGACACGCUCGACUCCAUCGAGACGGACAGGUCGCGCAUUGUCCUGCACGAGCUGGAGCGCGGCUGGUGGAUCCUGGCGUCCAUCGACCUGACCCAGCUCCCCGCCGCCCGCCCCGACAAAGACAGCGAGCGAGACAAGAGCGCGAGCGCGACUGCGCCCGCCGUCGAAUACUCGGCCCGCGAGGUCAGCCCGCCCGCGCUCCUGAUCCAGCAGAUCGUCCGCGCCCACCGCCUCUUCACCCUCCACCACGGCUGGCCGCUGGACCAGCUCUUCAAGAAGCACGGCCGCGACAAGUUCGCCAGCAUCGUGGACACGUACUGGUCGCGCUUCGCCGCCCACUGGGACGUCAUGCUGCACGGCAGCCCCGCCGUCGACAUGUGCCGCGGCCUGAAGCUCGCCGCCGGCGGCGAGCUGGGCAUGGGCGUCGGCGAAGAGGAGUGGGGCAGCAGCGAGCGCGACGUCCUCGAGGACUUUGCCCGCCGCACAGAGGGCCUGGUCGACGUCAUGGUAUCGCGCUUCGGCGAGGCAUCGCCGCUGCAGCACACCAGCACACAGGACCACCACCAGCCCCCCGGCCCUUGGAUGGCCUGUGCCGGCACGGUAGCAGCCACCGACGGCGUCGUCUUCUCGGGCGUCGGCGCGCUCAGUCGAGCCUCGCUGCGCGACGUGGCCCACUGGACCGAGGACAUGUAUCGCUACGGAGACCAUGCCUACGGUGUUCGAGACAACCCAACCUCGGACCGCAGGAGACGGCGAAAGAGGUUCCUCCAUGCCCCAACCCGCCAGCCAGAUGCCUCCUCUGCAAAGCCCGCCACAGAAGACAGAGCGCAGCCCCACGAUUCGGGCACCGGUGAAGCGCCUCGCAUACCACCCCCCAUCGUCAAGGCAGUCGAAAGCUCUCUGGACAAGGCCUCAAGAGCAAUCGACGAUGCCCCAGGCCGUACCGAGCCUGCUGCCAAGCAGGAGACCGGGCACAUGCUGGCGUCCUUGGCUGACACCGACACGUGGGUCAAGUACAUGACCCUUGGCUACGGCACAGCGUGGGGCGGCAAGAAGCAGGAGGCCACCGAAGAGCCAUCGCCAUCGCCAUCGCCAUCGCCAUCGCCAUCGCCAUCGCCAUCGCCAUCGCCAUCGCCAGCGCCAGCGCCAGCAACCGAGUCUACCACGAGGAGAGAGCAAUCACCAGAAGCGAUGCGCUACGUGGAGCCCGCGCCCCACGUCGACUGGCUCGAAGAGAAACGCAAAGCCCAAGUGCGGUCGGAGAACAACGGCUACUUCCUCGUCGGCCUCAAGGGCGACAUGGUCGAGGCAGACCUGGACGACAACAAUGAGGACGGUAACUGGAACGCUCGCAUCCCUCUGCGCACCGUCUACGUCGAGAAGGUCAGCAAGGACACCCUCCUAUCCGAAUCUGACGAGACACCGGGCGAGGACAGCAACAAAGAGCCCAACUUCAACACGGCCACCAAGCUCGAAAAGUCGCGCCUCCGCCCCGUCGUCUACGUGCACCGGCCCUUCAUCUACACGUUCCUCUUCGCCCACCGCACCAACUCGCUCAGCAUCACUUCCUUCUACCGCGACAUCCACCACUUCUUCUCGCCCCUGCACCGCUCGCUCGACAGAAACACAACCCCAGCCCGCGUCGCCGACCGCCUCGCCGCAGCGCGAUCCCACCAAACCACCACCUCAGGCCCAAACACAUCCCCCAUCUACGACCUCGUCUGGGAUCCACGCACCCUCACCGUCCACUCCAGCAUCCCCAACAUCCCCGACCCCGGCACCCUCACCGCCGAAGGCCUGAGCAGCAGCAGCGGCGGCGGCGGCAGCGGCAGCAGUAGCGAUGCAACAUGGACACGCCUCGACGCCCUAAACGUGCACGCCCACAUCCUCGCCACAAUGCAAGCCACGCGCCGCUCCAGCAGCGAAAUAGAACGCACCUGCAAGACUGCCCGCGGGUGGUGGGUCGUGUGGAUGCGCCUCCCGCCCUCGCUCGUCCCCGCAGACGCAGACGCAGACGCAGACGCAGACUCGACUGCCUCGCGCGCGUCGAGCAGGGGCUUCAACACGGAUGAGCUGCGCGAGGCGUUUUUGAUUCGCCGCGCGCAGGACGGCGAGACGCCUGCGGGUAGGAAGACCCCGGGGAGUAGGAUGGCGAGCGGUAUGUGGAGUGGAUUGGGAUGGGGAAUGGGCGGCGGUGGUGCGAGUCAGAGUCAGAGUCAGCGGAUGGGCGGGAGGGCCGCUGGGUGGGGGCCCAAGGGGCUGGCCGAGGGGAUUGGCAUGGAUGCGAGGCGGUAUGUGGAUGAGUUGCUGAGCUUGAAUCGGUGA